Nymphaea colorata (pocket water lily) is the source of this 798-nucleotide messenger RNA. The record is from the annotation of a RefSeq genome assembly. NCBI's taxonomy places the organism in Eukaryota, Viridiplantae, Streptophyta, Magnoliopsida, Nymphaeales, Nymphaeaceae.
AUGAAUUACUCAUCCAACAAAUAUGAAUGGAAUUUAGCACCGGAAACUAUUCUAGGAGAAGUUCGAAUCCGUUCUGUUCGGAUAUUGAUCGGUCUUGGUUUGACAUGGUUUACGCGUUACUGGUUCCCGGAAGAGUCAAUAUAUCCAUUAACGAAACCCUUUCUGACCCUGCCUUUUGACUCGUUUUUUGUUCGUACACAAUCAACGGAGGCCUCCCCGACAUAUGUUGCAACGUCUCCAAUAGCAUGCUCUUACUUCGUCUUUCCCUUGUUCAGUUAUCAAAUUUGGUGCUUUUCGAUCCCCAGUUGCUAUGGUUUUCAAAGGACGAAAUACAAUCGAUUCCUCCUUUUAAGUGGUUCUCGCUUCUCCUUGUUCCUGUUCCUAACUCCUCUCCGGGUAGUUCCCAAUGUUUGGCACUUUUCAUACUUCGUGGGUGCAACAUCAACAAAUUCGCUCAUGAUCAAGUUACAACCUAAGAUCUAUGACCAUAUUAUGUUAACUCUUCGUAUUUCGUUCAUUCCAUCGGUAUGCUCCCAGAUACCUGUCAUUGUGAUCCGUUUGCCAGAACCCAGGGGUCUUUCUGUGGUCACGAACAAUCGUCGUUUUUUUAUGGUUUUUCCGCUUCUCACAGCAGCUCUUUCCACACCUCCGGAUAUCUGGUGCCUAAUCGUCGCCCGUUUCCCUAUUUCUUCGAUAAUAGAGUUGGCUAUCUCUGUGGCAUCGAUUGUACAAGUUCGUGAAGAGGGCUGGACGAGUGGAAUGAGGGAGAGCGGCUCGAUCGAACACAAAGAAGAGUAG